This is a messenger RNA of Acanthopagrus latus (yellowfin seabream), 1625 nucleotides long. Its product is annotated as ras-related protein Rab-33B-like. The transcript is spliced from 3 exons. The coding region runs from base 598 to 1326 and encodes 242 amino acids. NCBI's taxonomy places the organism in Eukaryota, Metazoa, Chordata, Actinopteri, Spariformes, Sparidae. The record is from RefSeq and is a predicted model, not a curated record. Gene Ontology annotation, biological process: Rab protein signal transduction. Gene Ontology annotation, molecular function: GTP binding; GTPase activity. Gene Ontology annotation, cellular component: Golgi apparatus; endosome.
AAGAGUGCACCUGUAGGGGGCAGCAGCAUGUCCCUCUGACAGGACCGCUGAGUGGAGGAGGGAGCUGCUGUUAACCAAAACAAUCGAUGCCAAGUGUGUGAGUGGGAAAUCUGUCUCGUAAUCGCUGAAAUGUCUUUCACUUUCUGUGCUUCCCCGACAUGUCUAACAUACAUUUAGGCUAAAGAUCUAUUUCGUUCGUUUUUGAGAAAUGAAAAGCUGGGGGAGAAAACAAAACACGUGUCAAAACAAGUUCCAUCAUGUAUAUGUGCCUGGAGGAAACAGGCCACGCUGGUGUCUGCCCGUCAUUUGGUGAACUCUCCUCCCUCAGACUCCAAUCAUCACAUGCUGCCAAACGAAAGGUCAGACUCCCUCUCCCCUCUUUUUAUCCACGCUGCUCAACGCAGUGAAACGCUUUCAAAGGAACCUGUGGGCGGAAAUGUUCAACUGAAGCAUCCAAACAUGCCUUCACUUUGGGAGAAAAACGGACAAAUCUGCGCCUGAAGACAGGUUUCUUGAAACAGCGUUUGACGCACAGCGCGUUUUUUAUUUUACUUUUGCGCGUUUGCUUCCAACGAAUAUACUGUGAACGACGAGUCAAUGGAGUCAUCGCUGGAGUUUUCCAGCUCUCUGGGCAGCGUGUCCUCCCUGAUAACCCGCCACAGGACAUUUAAAGUGCUGGUGAUAGGAGACUCCGGGGUGGGGAAGACCUGCCUCACACACCGACUCUGCGCCGGAGAGUUUCCCCGCAGAGUGGAGGCCACCAUCGGCGUGGACUUCCGCGACAGACUGCUGGAUAUCGAUGGAGAGAAAAUCAAGCUCCAGCUGUGGGACACAGCGGGACAGGAGCGUUUCCGAAAGUCCAUGGUGCAACACUACUACCGUAACGUCCACGCUGUGCUCUUUAUAUAUGACGUCACCUGCCCUGCCAGCUUCAGCGGCCUGGCUUCCUGGAUAGAAGAGUGCCGGCAGAACUCCCUCGGUCAGGAUAUCCCCAGGUUCCUGGUGGGGAAUAAGAGUGACCUCCGUGACCCCCGCAGGGUUGAGGGCCAGGUGAGCCAGGAGCAGGCCAUUAGCUUCGCCAAAGCCCACAACAUGAUGUUUUUCGAGACGUCCGCCAAGAACCCUCCAAACAAAUGCGUGAGCGGUCGACGAAGAGAUGGGGAGGUGUCGUAUCAGCAGGAUAAGGUGGAGGACAUUGUUGCUGCUGUCGGCGCCAAACUGAGGAGACAGAAGAGACCUUCAGCAGCAAACGCCCUGGUGCACAACGGCUCCUUCAAAAUCCCGAACAAGAAGAGACCAGACAAGGAGAUGUGGAUCUGCUGCUGAGAGAAUGAUGGAACUGUUUCAGGUGGAAGAAUGUGAAUUUUUGGUGUGUGUGUGUGUGUGUGCGCGCGCGUGUGCGUGUGCGUGUGUGUGUGAGAGAGGGAGGGAGUAAGAGAAUGACCAUACCGUGUAUUACAUUCAUUGUUGACCAAAGCCCAAAAAUGCAAACCUUUUACAUUUGAAAUAAAGUUGCUGUUGCUCCCACAGAACUUUACUAUUUAUACUCUUAAAAAAGUGUGUUUAUUUGUGAUAUUACUGUUUACAAUACCUGCACAAUAAAAGACUGUGAACGUAAAACAUCA